UCCUCUUAUUACUUCCCAGUAUUACGUUUUAACCAUGUUUAUUUGUUUAUUUGUUGAUCGUAGUGUAUUGCGCGUGGUGGUGGGGGUAGUAAGUGUUGAGUAAUGUAGUAAAACGUGAUAGUUAAUGUGUUGGUGUUGUUGGUGUUGGUGGCGGGGGACGCUGUGUGAGACUCCAUGUUGACCAGCACCCAACAACACCACCAACAUGAAGAAAGAUACUGCAUGGCGGGACAUGAUGGCUCACCCUGGCGGUGGCAAUGCUCCCAGAGGACGCAACAUGCCCCAUGAUGGCGAGGAGAAAGGAAAAAUGUUUGUUGGGGGAUUGUCAUGGGAGACAACGCAGGAGUCUCUGCAGCGUUACUUUGGCCAGUAUGGGGAGGUAAUAGACUGUGUGGUCAUGAAGAACAGUGAGACUGGCAGGUCUAGAGGCUUUGGCUUUGUUACCUUUGCUGAUCCUAAUAAAGUUGACUCGGUUCUGAAGAAUGGACCCCACGAGCUUGAUGGACGUACGAUUGACCCGAAGGCAUGUAACCCACGCAGCAUGCAAAAGCAAAAAAGGAAUGGGAAUUGGCCUAAGGUAUUCCUUGGAGGCUUACCGUCAAACCUUACAGAAACAGACCUUCGAAAUUUCUUUUCUCGUUUUGGAGGGGUCAUGGAAGUGGUUAUCAUGUUCGAUCAGGAAAAGAAGAAAUCUAGAGGCUUUGGAUUUUUGUCCUUCGAAACGGAAGAGGCUGUGGAUAGAGCGGUGGCAGAGCACUUUGUCAACAUAAAUGGAAAGCAGAAGGUUGAAAUAAAGAAGGCGGAGCCAAGAGAUGCCAGCAAGGCGCAGGAGGAAGGUGGACAGUGGGGUACACACCCAGACAAUCAGUGGGGGAUGCCAGUGGGACCACCUGGAAUGCCUGGCCUUAACAAUGGUAUGGGACCUGGUAACAUGGGACCACCACUUGGCCCUCCCCUUGGCCCACACAAUAGCCAGAUGGGGGGACACAUGGGCACCCAGGGCAUGGUACAAGGUCCUUAUCAGGGAUGGGGCACUCCUCCACAACAACAAGGAUAUCCACCUCAGGGGUAUGGUGCCCCUCAAGGUCCGGGGGGAUACCAAGGUUGGGGUGCAGGACAACAGCUGCAACAGUGGGGGGCACCAAAUUAUGGUUCCCCUGGCGGCCAGCAGUACGGGAGUUUUGGGCCCAUUGAGGGUGGAACGUGGGGGUGGACGUCCCCCACCUCUCCCUCCACACCUCAGCCACACGAACGUGACCCAUAUGGCCGCAAUGCUCCUAUAGGUGCUCUGAUGACGGGCGCUCCUGGUGCUCCAUCUCCUAACCUUGCUGCAGCUGCUGGUGCUCAGCCCGGUGGUAAGGCAUCAGCAGACUACAGUUCUUGGGGUCAGUUCAAUUACAACCAGAUGAGCGGAGAGAACUCUGCAGCUGCAGCAGCUGCAGCGUUCAAUCACGGCCGUGGCUACAACGACGGUGGGGCCCCGGGCCCGGCACCCGCCCACCAGGGUGAACUUGGCACUUUUCUUUGGGAGCAACUGACUCUCUACAAUGCUUACAACCAGCUGUUUUCAGGGGCAGCUCGGUAUGGUAGUGAGGGUGUUAUCGGGCAAGAGGGCGGAGAUCCACACACCAAUGGGCGGCCCUCGCCUAGUAAUGCUCAGCCAUUGUCAUACAUCCAGCUAUAGUCAUGGAUUCUGAGGGUUCAUUGUGUAGAUGACUUGAGCCCAUGCUGGAAGAGUGCCAUAUUUUGCAAGAAUUAUGUGCCACAAAAAGUUUAAAGUUUGGAAGUACGAAUGGUAAAACUUGUCAAAACAACUUCAGUUUGCCUCUAGAACUUUUCCCCUUGCCAUCUCUAUGAUGGUAUGAUUUAGGAUAACGGGGAUUUGGUAAGGUUUUCAUUUCAACAUUUGUGGCUGUAACUGGUAAAAUUGGCCUUAUUGAAUAGUUGAUCUCUUGCUCACAAUUACAUGGUCAUGUUACCAUGUCAGGAGAGUAACCAGCUUUUAUAAACUGUAUAAUAGUUUAUUAAUUAAAUUUAGUGUUUUGUAAAGAGUAUUUAUGGCCUCCAUUUAAAAGAGUAGAUUGAAGUUGCUCUCAUUCAUGUAAUUGUCUUUGGCAUUAUAUAAUAUACAUGUGUAC
Messenger RNA from Cherax quadricarinatus, 2138 nucleotides. RefSeq names its product Heterogeneous nuclear ribonucleoprotein at 27C (gene Hrb27C). Gene Ontology annotation, cellular component: cytoplasm. Lineage: Eukaryota; Metazoa; Arthropoda; Malacostraca; Decapoda; Parastacidae. Gene Ontology annotation, biological process: regulation of translation; central nervous system development. Gene Ontology annotation, molecular function: mRNA binding. The record is from RefSeq and is a predicted model, not a curated record.